Messenger RNA from Uranotaenia lowii, 758 nucleotides. It is a transcript of the gene NHP2, whose product is annotated as H/ACA ribonucleoprotein complex subunit 2-like protein. Gene Ontology annotation, biological process: snRNA pseudouridine synthesis; rRNA pseudouridine synthesis. NCBI's taxonomy places the organism in Eukaryota, Metazoa, Arthropoda, Insecta, Diptera, Culicidae. Gene Ontology annotation, molecular function: box H/ACA snoRNA binding. Gene Ontology annotation, cellular component: box H/ACA snoRNP complex. The transcript is spliced from 3 exons. The record is from RefSeq and is a predicted model, not a curated record. Bases 119 to 586 code for a protein of 155 amino acids.
CUUGAUGCGCCCCCUGCGGAUGCGGUGCGGUUUGUUUCAUUUUCUCAUCACAGCAAACUACACGUGCGUGCAAAGUUCCUAAACGUUAUUACGAUAAUAAGUGAAUAAAAUUAUCAAAAUGGGCAAAAUCAAGGUAGAAAAGCCCGACGGUGAUGCUAUGGAUACUUCAAUCGUCAAGGAAGAGGACACCUACGACGAGAAACUGCGAAACGCCAAUGCCAUCUCCCAACCAAUGGCUUCCAAAAAGUUGACCAAAAAGAUUCACAAACUGAUAGAAAAAGCAUCUAAACACAAAACUUAUCUACGGAAUGGAUUGAAGGAUGUUCAGGUCCGGCUACGCAAAGGAGAAACCGGGUUGGUUAUCUUCGCGGGUGACGUGAGCCCAGUGGAAAUCAUGUGUCAUCUACCUGGCGUUUGCGAAGAGCGUAACAUUCCCUAUUGCUACACCCCGAGUCGAAAAGAUCUGGGAGCUGCCAUGGGAGUCAAGCGAGGCACGGUUGCGAUGCUGAUCCGGGAACAUGCCGAUUAUCAGGAUCUGUACGAUAAGUUGAAGGUUGAGCUGAGUGGACUUCCGAUUCCUUCGUGAAGGAACACCAUGAGUAGGUUUGUUCAAACCCGUAGACGGUAAGCGAAACCUUUAUUAGAACAUAAACCUUUUGAUUUAAAGCUUUUAUAAUUUUUGAAUUCAAUACAUAUACGACAUUGAUUAAAGUUGUAUUGCACUAUAUUUUUCAUUAAUAAGUUUGCGAGUAUAGAAA